AAAUGCGCGCGCAAUGGUAGAAGCCGCAGACGACAACCGGCAUCGUUUGCCACGAGUCGAAUUGAAAGUGUAUAGGAAAGAGGAAAGAGAAAGAUAGAAGGAGAGGAAGAGAGAGAGAGAAGGAGGAAGCUUUAGGAUUGACGGGAGGGGGUAAGAUACGGGACGAGGAGAGGAGAGCAACAGCGUAAGCGACUAGCGCGCGCUGUGGUGUGUCGGUCGGUCGGUCGGUCGUCGCCGCCAUGCUAGUGGUUAGUUUAGUGAACCAAACAUCAUGAUGUGGCAAAACGUUCGCACGAGCUAAGACUGAAGUAACGCCGCGUUACCGGCGCGCCGUCGUUAUGUUAUCCAUAAUAACUCACGACGUUCGAUAAGCGUAAACACGUAACGUGAAAAGUACAAAAAAGCUUCGUAAAAGCUCCACGGCGACUGCGGCGACGAAAACGUCGGAGUGCUCGAUUCCUGCGUGCGGAACCGCACAAUACUACGUCAAUCCCGAUGUAAAUUAAAGUCAAAUCAUAUAUUCGAACAAACGUUACGGAAUAAUCAUCGUCACGGUACACGCUAGGAGUGACGAGUGCCAACGAUCAGCCUCCAUCGCGCGGCAAGGAGACGAUCACGAAUCGUAUACACGAUGCUGGAUCCAAGCGUGCUAACGGAUUUAGAGGAACUGACGCUUUGCAGUUAUUGCAAGCAGAAGUAUAACGACGCGGAACAAUGUCCGAAAUAUCUUAGUUGCAAGCACUACUUUUGCUUGCGUUGCAUAGAGAACAAUUUAUUAAAGGGACGUGAGUUGUUUUGUGCGCAUUGUUGGAAGAGGACGGACCUGGGUGAUCAAGGGCCGGACGCUUUACCGACGCACUCUUCUCUCCUUGUUCUAACGAAUAAUUUGUCUCACCUAAAAAUUACCACGAAUAAUACAUCUGGAAAAACGAAUGAUAAGGAGAGAAAGAGCGAAAAUUGUCACACGCAUGGAAUGCCUUUGGCAUUGUGGUGUGCGACAUGUUGCACAGCACUUUGUAGAGCAUGCGCUACUCCACAGGAACACCCAGGCCACCAGAUUAAAUCGCAAACUGAUGCCAAAGAACAACUCAUAUCCGAUGUUCAAUUGGAGUUAGUUGCUAUGGGAAAGUUAUCGACCGAGAUUCAAAGACUGGCUAUGCAACAACGAGAAUUUUUAAUAAAGGUGUUAGAAGCUUGUGUAACGUUAAAAACGCACGUUGAGACAGAUCUCCAGAACGGCUGGAGUCAUUUCCCUGAGAUAACAGACGCGCGGGAAACGCUUGGGAAAGCGAAAGCUAGUCUGCAGAUGAUCGACAGUCCUAGCGAUGUAUACAGUUUGCAUUCACAACUCAUAAUAGAGAAACAAAGAUUGCAAUCGAAGUAUCAAGAAAUGAUGUUGCAGUGCCAACUUGACGCUUUAAUUGGUAAUUCGAGAGUGGUAUUUGAUUUUGCGUUAUUGAAACAAGCGUUAGCUGGAAUUCACACGGGAGAACCGAUCGUUUCUCAAGGAACGAGUAAUGGUGGUAGAUUACCAAAUCAUUUGGUGGCUUCACAAAAUCCGAUACUGUUCCUCGCAAAUUAUUGCAUGUCGCAAUUAUAUUCGAGACAUGUAGUUAGUAAGCAACACAUGCAAAACGGUUCUAUAGAAUAUCAUUCGAGUAUGAUGCAGCCACAACCAGCUCCACCGGGUUCUGUUCACGUACAUCAAGGUCCACCGCCGCCGGCAACCCCGCAGCAACUUCUUAUUCCACCUGGUUCGCCGUCCGUUAAACCCGUUCCGCCCGCACCUCCGAACGCGAUGUUACAUCCACAACAACAAUCGACAUUUAUACCAGAAGGAGUCGGUACUGGUGGCGGAAGUUUGGUAACCGUCCACUCAUCCUCUCAACCGCCGUCCAGCGGAAUAGCAGCAUCCCUUCGAGGACCUUCGAACCCUUAUCCUCUGUAUUAUUUCAAUAUUGAAGUGAACGGAUCUCCGCAUGGUCGUAUUGUAAUAGAAGUGAGGCCAGAUGCAGCGCCAAAAAUGGCAAAAAAUUUUAGUGUACUGGCAACUGGUGAAGUCGGAGUUGGUUAUAAGGGUUGCACAAUUUUUCAGUGUUGGGAGGGUGAAUCCGUGAUCACCGGUGAUUUUGAGUUAAAUAAUGGUCGCGGAGGAAGAAGCAUAUUUGAGGAUGGGUAUUUUAUGCCGGACGACACGAAAUUUCCUGCAGUGAGAGGAGCAGUGGGAAUGCGGAGAACGCAAAAGCGGCACGAUAAUCUUGGUAUGGUGGGUUCACAAUUUCGUAUAAUACUACAAGAGAUGCGCGGAUUCACGGGAAUCUUUGGCCAUGUCGUUGAAGGAUUAGAAUUAGUCGAGAAGAUAUCUACGUUUGGCGAUCAAACGGGCAAGCCUACGAAGAGUAUUCUAAUUACGAAGUGCGGUAAAUUGUAACGACGACAUUAUUGCGGUUAGUAUACACCGAAGGGUAAUCAAGUACUACCCGUAUACUUUACGUUUUCCCGCUAUAGAUAACUAAACAAGAAGUUUUACGAGAUCGCGACGGUAUCUCUGACGCGUUCGAUAUAGGGAAUGGGGUGUUUAAUUAAACAAAAAAUCACGUAUAUAUAAUAUCUGACGAUAAAUGAUAUUACAUGUUAAGAGACACCGUCGCGACCACAUAGCUCCAUGAAUCGCGAUGCUCCGUAUAAGUCACACAAUUUAAUUAACUAUUAACAAUAGAAUUCUAAAGAUGUUGAAUCUAUUUUUAAACGUGGACGCAUAAGAGGAGAAAGAAGAAAUAAAGAUCCAUAUUUUGCUAUUGAUUGGGAAUCAAUAAGAUUCUGUAUCUACAAUAACGACGAUGAUCGAUAAUACGUACCUCAAGAUCGAUCGUGAUAUCGAUACGACUUCUAGUUGUACGACAUUUGUUUUAGAAGAAGUUCGACGUUUAUUUUGGCUAUUGGCAUAUUGCUAUGUAUAGUUGAUAUAGAGGGUAUCGCACGGGAUUUAAGAAGUGCCGUGGUUAACGGCGUCGCCCUGCGGGCGUUGCUAAUGUUUUAGGUCAUAGGUAGUAAAAACAAAAAGAAAAAAAAAAACGUGUAGAUGAGGAAUACGUACAGAAAAUGGGGCAAACUUGUAUGUGUAUACACAUACAUUCAUAUAUUUGUAAAAAAAAAACAAGCAAACAAACAAACAAACGUACAGGCGGGAACUUUUUUUGUUUUAUAAUCGAAAUACGUGACUUCGUAAAAGUCAAAAAAGUCGUGAUUCCACAUACGCAGGUCGUUUAGAACAUUAAAUCGAACGAUACGUCGGUACGUAAAAGGGCUAAUUUUAUUUCGUCCGGUUAACGAUCACGUAUCGUUCCGUUUCUUUUUUCAGAGGAGAGAAAAGGAGCUAAAAGGGAACAAGUAAUUGCGCGAUGAAACGAGUCAAGGAAAAUUGCGGUUCCUAUCGGAUGACUCUAGGAUACUUCUCCCUUUUUGCUCUUUGCUAUGGUCUAAUAGACCAUCGUAAAUUAACUGUAUUUAAGAUUAGAUCUCAACAUGAAAAUGUAUGCAAGGCCUAACUACUACUAUGUAGAUUGUAAGCCUCGUCGUCUGAUCAGAAAAAAAAACGAACGAAAUGAGCGAAUAUAUAUUAUAAACGAAUCAUUCCUCGAUGCUGUAUAUCGAAGUACUACGAUAAUGUAAUGCGUUAUACUACUCGUCUGAAUCCUCGUAAAAAUCCCAUCGUUAUGUAUCAUAUUAUCAUGUACCGUGUGCGAAAAAACGCGUCGUAAAAAAAGUGUUCUGUAAAUCGGCGCGUAUAAACAAAAAGCGCACUCACGUAUUGUAGGAAAUUGCACGCCCUCGACGUCGCGGAUGCCUUUUUCGAAGAGAGCCUCAUUCGAUGUUGAACUUGAAAGUUUUAACACUUGUUAAUUAGCUAAUUCAUCGUGUUUUGCAAUGAAUUAAAGAAAAAAGAAAGCAUUGAAUCACGAUGAAUGUGAGAAUCGCCGUUAGAAUUAAAUAACACUGCGUAAUACGUACGACGAUCGAAGGGUGGUCGAGCUCGAAUGAAUUUCUCUCGUUUCGGUCGUUGUAAAAAAAAAAAAA
Molecule: messenger RNA, 4077 nt
Organism: Eufriesea mexicana
Lineage: Eukaryota; Metazoa; Arthropoda; Insecta; Hymenoptera; Apidae
Exons: 4
Coding region: 632-2431 (599 amino acids)
Biological process (GO): protein peptidyl-prolyl isomerization; protein folding
Cellular component (GO): cytoplasm
Molecular function (GO): cyclosporin A binding; peptidyl-prolyl cis-trans isomerase activity; zinc ion binding
Source: RefSeq, a predicted model, not a curated record